Cajanus cajan (pigeon pea) is the source of this 811-nucleotide messenger RNA. RefSeq names its product early nodulin-like protein 14. Gene Ontology annotation, molecular function: electron transfer activity. Gene Ontology annotation, cellular component: plasma membrane. The record is from RefSeq and is a predicted model, not a curated record. NCBI's taxonomy places the organism in Eukaryota, Viridiplantae, Streptophyta, Magnoliopsida, Fabales, Fabaceae.
CUCCAAACACCCCACCAUUGCAAACAACCACUUUCUGCUUUCUCGUCUAGCAAAGGUAAAAUCUUCCAUGGCCGCUUUCUCUGCUUCUUCUCUUUUUCUCCUUUUCCUUCUCUUUGGCUUCUCUGCAGCCAAGGAACUCUUGGUCGGAGGCAAGAUAGAUGCAUGGAAGAUUCCUUCUUCCGAGUCAGAUUCCCUCAACCAAUGGGCUGAAAAGUCUCGUUUCAGAGUCGGAGAUCAUCUUGUGUGGAAAUAUGAGAGUGGGAAGGACUCAGUGUUGGAGGUAACAAGGGAAGGUUAUGCUAACUGCAACACCUCCAACCCCAUUAAGGAGUACAGUGAUGGGAACACAAAGGUGAAGCUGGAGCGUCCUGGAGCAUUCUACUUCAUCAGUGGAGCAAAGGGGCACUGUGAGAAGGGGCAAAAGGUGAUUGUGGUGGUUAUGUCUCCAAGGCACACAUUCACUGCAGUGUCUCCAGCACCUUCUCCAGCAGAAAUGGAAGGUCCAGCAGUUGCUCCUACUAGCAGUGCCACAAUGUUGAAACUUGGCCUUUUCAGUGCUGUGGGAGUGUUGGCUAUGUCUCUGGGUUUUCUCAUGUAAAUGAAUUGCCCCAUCUCAUUAGCUAUUAGGCUAUGUUUGUGGGUAUUCUGAGUCUCCCCAUCUCGGAUAGUAAGAUAUAGUGAGGCUGUUGUAAUCUGUGGUCGUAUUCUUUUUGUACCGAAUACAUUAUUCUUUCUUCAAAAUUUAUGUAAGAAAGUUUAGUAUUCAGGAUAUAUAUAUAAAGUAAAGAUAGCUUCUGCCUUCUUAUAUUUA